Humulus lupulus (European hop) is the source of this 696-nucleotide messenger RNA. RefSeq lists its product as uncharacterized. The record is from RefSeq and is a predicted model, not a curated record. The transcript has a single exon. Bases 1 to 696 code for a protein of 231 amino acids. NCBI's taxonomy places the organism in Eukaryota, Viridiplantae, Streptophyta, Magnoliopsida, Rosales, Cannabaceae.
AUGCCCCAGCAUAGUUGCCCAGACAACUCAAUUUCAAAGCAGCCACCUCCAUUUCCUCAACGCUUUCAGAAGAAAAAGUUGGAUUCUCAAUUCAACAAAUUUUUAGAUAUGUUGAAGCAGUUGCAUAUCAACGUCCCACUGGUAGAGGCACUUGAGAAAAUGCCUAACUAUGUAAGAUUCAUGAAAGAUGUGCUUACAAGGAAGAGAAGGUUAAGAGAGUUUGAAAUCGUACCUCUAACCAAAGAGUGUAGUUCAUUUCUGCAAGACAGGUUGCCACCAAAGUUGAAGGAUCCUGGGAGUUUCACUAUUCCUUGUACUAUUGGAGACACUUAUUGUGGGAUGGCUUUAUGUGAUUUGGGUGCAAGCAUUAAUUUGAUGCCAAUGUCUAUUUUAAAGCAAUUAGGGAUUGGAGAAGUCAGACCUACCAUAGUUACUCUUCAACUUGUAGAUAGAUCUCUUGCUCAUCCAGAUGGGAGGAUUGAAGAUGUGUUGGUGAGGGUAGACAAAUUCAUAUUCCCUGCUGAUUUUAUUGUGCUAGACUAUGAGGCAGAUAGAGAGGUGCCCAUUAUCUUGGGGAGGCCAUUUCUUGCAAUAGGAAGAACUUUGAUAGAUGUGCAGAAGGGUGAGCUUACUACGAGGUUCCAAGAUGAAAAGGUGACUUUUAAUGUUUUUAAGGCUAUGAAAUUUCCUCAUUAG